This is a messenger RNA of Trypanosoma conorhini, 1308 nucleotides long. Its product is annotated as putative calpain-like cysteine peptidase. The transcript has a single exon. Gene Ontology annotation, molecular function: small GTPase binding; GTPase activator activity. NCBI's taxonomy places the organism in Eukaryota, Euglenozoa, Kinetoplastea, Trypanosomatida, Trypanosomatidae. Gene Ontology annotation, biological process: activation of GTPase activity; nucleocytoplasmic transport. The record is from RefSeq and is a predicted model, not a curated record. Gene Ontology annotation, cellular component: nucleus; perinuclear region of cytoplasm; cytosol. The coding region runs from base 1 to 1308 and encodes 435 amino acids.
AUGAACAGCCGCGGGGACGGCGGUAGGGAGAGUGAGGAGGAAGAGAAGCGUCAGGAGAGCGAAAGGGCAGAGAUGACAUCCCCAGUGGAAAUCUACCGCGCGGCGUGUGCGGCCCUUGAGGUGCCCCCGAAUAGCGGGCUGCUACGCAUCAUGCCUGCGAGCACGGUGCACUUGAGCGGCGUCAGAGUCAUGCACUUGGGGCGAAACUUUCUCGGGGAUCGCGGCGUUGUGCCGCUGCUCUCUGUGCUCGCGCACGCCUCCUCCCUCCAUACGCUUAACCUGCGAGACAACGGGGUCGGCAACGACGGUGUGAGGGCGCUCUGCCGCGGACUGCGUCGGCUGCCGGCGCUGAAGGUGCUGGAGUUGAGUGGAAACCCCUUCACGUUCCUGGCGGCGCGGAGGCUCGUGCACCUCUGCGAGGAGAGCGCCACCCUCACGGUGGUGGGGGUGGAAGGCACACUCAUGACGGAGACACUCAAGGCGAGCAUCCUUCGUCGCAUCCACGAGGCUGUACAGCGGCGGGAGAAGCGCAAGCAGCUUCCUCCAGGGCCGCUUGCCGGGGAACGUCGCAGCGUAAGGGCUGUUGCGGCGGCGGGCAAGGCAGUAGAAGCAGCAGCAGCGGCGGCGGCGGCGGGUACAACGCAGCCUUCGCUGCUCCUGGCGGAGGAUGCGGCUGCGCCGCGGAGUCCGUCGCCACGCGAUGCCGGACCUCUGAACUCCGUACACUCACCCGUCCUACAAAACCCCGGGAGUGCCGCGACGAGCAGCGAAGGCAAACGCGAAACUCCGAAUGCCCCUGCAGGCCAAACCGGAGGCGAGGCAAUUGCGUCGGCGCUCCCACCGUUGGCGCCGCCGCCACCAGGCGACCUCGACGAUCAACCACCCGCGUGGCUUGAUGAGGAAGAUGGCGCCAACAACGACGAGGCAGGGGAAGAAGUUCCUGCCGCUGCGAAAGGCAAUGCAGCAGAUGGAACUGCGCUCCUCGAGGAGGCGGCUGGGCUGAAAGCGCCGCCACGCGAGGGGGUGUUGAGCGCAGCGGAGGAAGUGCCUCCGUGGCAGGCCUCCAAAGUCGAUGCCACGUUGACGGCGGUCGUUUCCAUUCACACACCCGUCCACUCCUUUCGAAGGAUGGAAAAGCCGGCCGCGAGCGCCUCCGCCACUGGCUACACUUCUUCGUUCUCGCUAGAGGUGCGUGCAGCGGAGGCGGAGGGGAAGUUGCUGGAAUUCGCAUCGACAACAGCAAAGGAGGAUGACUUUCUGGAUCUCCUCUUUGGGAGUGAGGGAGGGAGUGGGGGCGGCUUCGCCUAA